AUGAGACGUUGCGGUUGCGGAGCGUCGGAGCACAAUCAUUUUCUUUGCGACGAUACCUCAACACCAGGUCAAGGCUGGUCGAAGGAUGCUAUAAAAACAAUCGGUCCAACAAAUGCAUUCGGGGUAGUCAAAUUCUAUUCUGGUGCUCAAGACCUACACAAAUUUGCUGAGUUUGUACGCUUAUCCGAUGAUGAUGAUCCUCUUAAUGUUAUCGAGUUACUGGACAAGCACUGGAACCUUUUGGGAAUUGACACCCCUUUGCUCUGUAUUUCUGUCAUAGGUGGAACAGAUAGGUUUUUCCUUGAAGCGAAGAAAAGGGAAUUAUUUUGUGAGGGACUGAUAAGAGCUGUAUUUUCUACAAAUGCCUGGAUACUCACUCAUGGCCUUGAUUUCGGAGUUGUCAAUGUUGUUAGCGACGCUAUCUCUAAAGCAGAAUCCUAUCAUCUCCGAAGCGAAAAGAUGUCAAAGAAAAUUAUUUGCAUUGGCAUUGCUCCUUGGGGCUUUGUCCAGGACCAUGAUAAACUUAUUAACCUUUCAUACGUAAGGGCACAGUACCUAAAAUAUUGCAUUGAUUACGAAACAGUGCAUGAUGAAGCUGCAUCCCUAAACAAGAAUCAUACCCACUACAUUUUUGUUGACAAUGGCUUUCGUAGUGGCUACCAAUGCAAUGAAGCUUGGAAAUUUCGCAAAGAACUAGAACAUCUAAUAGCAACCCCAAGAAAAGGAGGAGAAUUCGACAUCUUAGAACAGGCUGCUCAAAGCGCUCAGGCUGGGGUUCCCAUUGUUAUCUGUGCUGGGACAGGUAAAGCCGCAAAUAUUUUGGACAGAGCACUGAAUUUCUGGAGCGUUAACCGAAAACCAAGGCAUUUCUCAUCGUCACAAAUCUCAGAGCUGCGAGAAAUGCUUGCGACGUUGCUUAUUGACGAUAAAGUUGCACACAGGGAUCCCAGCUGGACAGUCGACCGGGGCAUUAAUCUAUUGGAGAUCACAAUGCAACAUAAGGAUUAUGUCAGUUCUUUUAAUUUAGACGAGGAAUAUAUGCAAGGAAGCUUUGAUAGGGCAAUUCUCUAUGCCCUUAUCAAAUGUGCAACUACUAAUCCCAUCGAUCAACUCAUGGUCGCACUCAAGUUUGGUCGAAUUGAUGUAGUUAAGGAGAAGAUCCUUCCCGAUGGUGCAGGUAGACUUCGCUCUUCAUUCAAAAAGUACCAACUGAACAGAUUGAUGACAGCAGCUCUACUGGAUAAUCGUAGCGAGUUUGCUGAGUAUCUUAUAGAACAGGGAUUGGUGGAAAUGUCUACAUACUUGGAUGUUAUGACACUCACACACCUCUACAACGAACUUGACGAUCCCUCGGUUAUGCGACGCUGUCUGAAACGCUUCAAAGCCGAAGUAGAAUCCACUCAACCCACUUUAACGCGUGCUGCUUUGCUGGUCACCACUGCCAACGUUUUUGCCAGUGAAACUGAAACUUCGGAAUCAGCAAACAAGCUGCUUGAGAUGCUCAUCCAUCGCAAGAAAGAAAAGGUGCAAAAAGAGUGGAUAAACUUACCCACAGUGCAGAGGCUGCUGAAGAAGCUUCUGGGCUCCUUCAACCAUCCACUAUACCUGGCAGUUACGCCUUUUAAUCGAAGAAUUCUCUUUCCCAACCCCUUACAGGAGCUUUUCAUCUGGGCUGUGAUGAACAACCGGAACGAACUGGCUCUGAUAUUCUGGCGCAACGCAGACGAUGCUGUGGCUCUAAGUCUUAUUGGAUGCAAUCUCUACAAGAAGUUGGCUCACACUCUGCCUCUCUACGACACUGAGGGUCGACUGGCAUUGGACAAUCAAAAAGUCCAUUUUGAACAAACCGCCAAAAUGAUGAUUGACAUGCUCUACUCAAAAUCGCGGUGGCGAGCGCUGUAUCUCCUGAUUCGCCCGUUGAGGACCUGGGGCCACCACAGCUGCAUGCCUCUGGCCAUGCAAGCUGAUUGUCGAGAAUUCAUCUCUUCCAUUGCCUGUCAACAUGCCAUCCGAUUUGAGUGGCGUGCUAGUGUACACGCCAACGUCUUCUCACUCGUUCUCGCCUACAUCUGUCCUCUCUUCAUCUUCACACCACUGAUUGCAUUCUCAUCUAGCAGCACUCCGGCAAAGAAUACCGCUGAGCAGGACAUCGUUCAGCGGCUUAAGGGUGAUAUCAAGCAUGCAAACAUGCAUACCGACACCAAUCAACUACCCGUUUCGGUAGCGAAGAAAGUGGCAAUAUUCUACAACGCUCCGCGAACCAAGUUUUGCAUCCACACCGUAUUUUAUGCGAUUUUCUUGGUGUUCUUCUCAUAUACCCUCCUCUUUGGAUUAAAACCGGAUUAUGUUACUAUACUGGAAGCCAUACUGAUGGCCUACCUUGGCGCCUUCUGUGUUGAGACUGUGCGAAGUUUUAUAAAAAUGGUUAGAGAAAAGGAUUCAGUGCACACACUGUUGGGCAGCUGGCUGAGCAAUGACAAAUGGCACGCCUACGAUGCAGCUUUGAUGGUUGCCAGUGUGGUUACCGUUUGUCUACGUUUUGGUUGGGCUAGUACCUAUAUCGUCGCCAAAAGUUUCUACUCGAUCCUUUUGAUAUUUUACUUCCUCCGACUCUUCCAGUUCUUCUCAGUGAACCAUAAACUCGGUCCCAAUUCAGUAGUGAUAUUCAAAAUGUUGGUGGAGCUGUCAAUAUUUCUUUUUAUACUCCUAAUCUUCCUUUUGCCAUACGGAAUUUCGACUCAGGCCUUGCUUUACCCCUACAUGACGGAUUUUGAUCCAAAAGUUCUAACAAAUAUUUUCUACUAUCCUUAUUACCGAAUAUAUGGCGAACUCUUUUUGGAACAAUCUGAAGCUCAAGUGGAGGGAUGUGACCGGGCUAAGGCAGAUGGAAUCACUUGUCCAAUGUACAACUUCUUGUCUCCCCUCUUCCUUGCCAUCUACAUGCUCAUCGUCGCUGUUCUGCUGAUUAACCUGCUAAUUGCCAUCUUCAGGUACAAAUUUGUGGCCUUAUUCAUGCCCUGUUUUGGCUAA
Hydatigera taeniaeformis is the source of this 3030-nucleotide messenger RNA. NCBI's taxonomy places the organism in Eukaryota, Metazoa, Platyhelminthes, Cestoda, Cyclophyllidea, Taeniidae. The record is from the annotation of a GenBank genome assembly.